UGUGGAUAGUCCAGGAGUUCUGUUGGAUAGACAGACAGGCAAUUGGCUGCACGGCUGCAACCCUCACUCUUUCUACCUUCUCGAGCAGGAAUAUAAAGCUCUCACCAGAUCCAUUUGGCUGCUGUUGAAGGAAACAGAGGAACUGUUUUUGAGUGGUUCUGAGCACCUGCCUGUGUCAAAAUGAAUGACACUCUGCUGGAUGAUGAGUCCUUCAUGUUCACUUCGGAGUCUGUCGGAGAAGGACAUCCAGACAAGAUAUGUGACCAGAUCAGUGAUGCUGUCCUGGAUGCUCACCUGAAACAGGACCCAGAUGCCAAGGUUGCCUGUGAGACAGUGUGCAAGACUGGCAUGGUGCUGCUGUGUGGAGAGAUCACGUCCCGGGCCAAUGUAGACUACCAGAAGGUUGUCAGAGACACUAUCAAACACAUCGGCUACGACAACUCAGACAAAGGUUUUGACUAUAAGACGUGCAAUGUGUUGGUGGCUCUGGAGCAGCAGAGUCCAGACAUCGCUCAAGGUGUCCACAUCGACAGGAAAGAGGAGGAUAUGGGAGCUGGAGACCAGGGUCUGAUGUUUGGCUAUGCUACAGACGAGACAGAGGAGUGCAUGCCUCUCACCAUCGUCUUGGCUCACAAACUGAAUUCCAAGAUGGCCGAACUCAGACGCAACGGAACCAUCCCCUGGCUCCGCCCAGACUCUAAAACACAGGUGACGGUACACUAUGAGCAGGAGAACGGGGCAGUGAUCCCUAUAAGGGUCCACACCGUGGUCAUCUCUGUUCAACAUAACGACUUCAUCGGCCUGGAGGAACAGAAGAAGGUGCUCAAGGAGACGGUGAUCAAGGCAGUGGUUCCAGCUAAGUAUCUGGAUGAUAAGACCAUCUACCAUCUGCAGCCCAGUGGACGCUUCGUCAUCGGAGGACCCCAGGGUGAUGCUGGAGUGACGGGUAGGAAGAUCAUCGUUGAUACGUACGGAGGCUGGGGGGCCCACGGUGGUGGAGCUUUCUCUGGUAAAGACUUCUCCAAGGUGGACCGCUCGGCUGCCUAUGCUGCCCGCUGGGUGGCCAAGUCCCUGGUCACGGCCAAACUGUGCAGGAGGGUGCUGGUUCAGGUAUCCUACGCCAUCGGAGUGGCCCACCCUCUGUCCAUCUCCGUGUUCACCUACGGCUCAUCACAGAAGUCUGAGAGAGAGCUGCUGCAUAUCGUCAACAAGAACUUUGACCUACGACCUGGUGUCAUCGUCAGGGAGCUGAACCUGAAGAGGCCAAUCUACCAGAACACAGCGUGCUACGGCCACUUUGGCCGGAGUGAAUUCACCUGGGAAGUCCCUAAAGAGCUCACCUACUAAACAUCCCCUCCUGGUGGUCAAAUAUAUAACAAGCUUAUGUGGAGAUAGAAAACAGGCCCCCUCUACAGGCUACAACCACAAAUGGUUCUGCUUUUUCAUUGGCUAGUGUUGAGGUUAAAGGGAUACUUUGGGAUUUUGGCAACGAGGCCCUUUAUCUACUUCCACAGAGUCAGAUGAACUUGAUUAUGCUAGCAGAUCCCCAUAGACUUCCAGUCAUUGCGCUAACACUAGUUAUCAUUCGCUUGUGAAACUACCUCUAACUUCCUUCAUACUGGACACAGUUAUGUAAAAAUGGUAGAGGUAGUUUCACGA
Salvelinus fontinalis (brook trout) is the source of this 1659-nucleotide messenger RNA. RefSeq names its product S-adenosylmethionine synthase-like. Lineage: Eukaryota; Metazoa; Chordata; Actinopteri; Salmoniformes; Salmonidae. The transcript is spliced from 9 exons. Gene Ontology annotation, cellular component: cytosol. Gene Ontology annotation, biological process: S-adenosylmethionine biosynthetic process. The coding region runs from base 181 to 1347 and encodes 388 amino acids. Gene Ontology annotation, molecular function: ATP binding; methionine adenosyltransferase activity. The record is from RefSeq and is a predicted model, not a curated record.